Rhodamnia argentea is the source of this 2083-nucleotide messenger RNA. Its product is annotated as cysteine-rich receptor-like protein kinase 44. Gene Ontology annotation, molecular function: ATP binding; protein kinase activity. NCBI's taxonomy places the organism in Eukaryota, Viridiplantae, Streptophyta, Magnoliopsida, Myrtales, Myrtaceae. Gene Ontology annotation, biological process: protein phosphorylation. Bases 1 to 2034 code for a protein of 677 amino acids. The transcript has 7 exons. The record is from RefSeq and is a predicted model, not a curated record.
AUGCAGAACAUGUCAAUGGAUUCUCUUCAGUUAAUCUUUCUUUUGUGCCUUAUUCAAGUGUUCUGUUUCACAAAAUGUCAGCUUCAAAAUAUAUCCUUUUGCAAUUCCGCAAUCAACCUCACAUCUGGGAGCAUCUUUCCAGUCAAUUUGAAUCUUACUUUGGCUUCUCUAGUUGCCAAUGCUUCGUUAAGCGGCUUCGCCACCAGCAAGUUUGGUCAGGAUCCUAACACUGUGUAUGGCCUAACACAGUGCAGAGCUUAUGUGAGCAAGGAAGAUUGCCAAACCUGUGUUGAAAGUGCAGUCAGGGAGAUCCGCCAACUUUGUCCCAUCCAGAAAGAAGCUUUCAUCCUGUCUCAAAAUUGUUCGCUUAAAUAUUCGACUAACAGCUUCUUCUCCACUGCCGACAGUGCUUCCAAAAUUGCAGUUUGUAAUGGUGCGAAGGCGAGCCAAACUGCUCUUUUUCAGAGUGUUUUGGGGAGCUUAAUGUUAAACCUUUCAUCCUCGGCCAUAUUGAGUCCUUCCAGAUUGGUAAACAGGAGCACUGCUAAUAGGGAUAUCGAGAUACAUGCUAUGGUGCAGUGCACGCCUACUUUGGAAGUUAGCAGCUGCUCGAACUGCUUGCAAGAUAUCAUCGCAUGCAUGUUAACAGUGUGCAACCUAAACGAAGGUUCUAGGAUAGUAUCUCUUAGUUGUGAUGUCCGGUAUGAGGUGUAUCCAUUCUCUUUGACAUAUUCACCUACACCAGCACCGUCACUGGCUCCGGCUCCGCCGCCGCCACCUCUUCCUUCGCAAUAUCCUUCGCCACCUGGGCCUAAUUCAACUACUAAUUCUACAAGUCCCUCGAGCAGCGGUUUGUCUUACCAUGCAGGAAGUAAAAACAAAAGAACCAUUAUUCUUGUGGCCCUUCCUGUUGCUGCUGCAGCGAGCUAUCUGAGAGAAAUCUCUCUAGUUUGUUGUGAAUCAGAUGGUGGUCACAAUCAUGAUGAGAGCAUAAGCAAGGAAUCACUUGUGAUCAGUUUAAGGAAACUGAAGGAAGCAACAAGAGACUUCGCUGAGGAGUAUAAGCUCGGGGAGGGUGGUUUUGGUUCUGUUUACAAGGGGAGAUUGUCCGAUGGACGAGAAAUAGCAGUGAAAAGGCUAUCAAGUAGCUCAGCACAGGGGCUACAAGAGCUAAAAACAGAAGUCUUGCUGGUUGCCAAGUUGCUGCAUCGGAACCUGGUGAGGCUGUUAGGUUUCUGCUUGGAAGAAGACGAGAAACUUCUUGUCUAUGAAUUCUUGCCCAAUGGGAGCUUGGACAAAAUUCUAUUUGAUCAGAUCAAAAGAUUUGGCUUGGAAUGGGAGAGACGUUUCAGAAUCAUAGUUGGAAUUGCGCGCGGCCUACUUUAUCUGCAUGAGGACUCUCAGCUGAGGGUCAUUCAUCGAGACUUGAAAGCCAGCAACAUACUCUUAGAUGAGGACAUGAAUCCCAAAAUCGCCGACUUCGGUUUGGCCAAGUUAUUCUCUGGAAGUCAGACCCAAGGCAACACACUGCGCAUCGCAGGAACAUACGGAUACAUGGCUCCAGAAUAUGUCAAGCAUGGAAACUUCUCCACUAAGUCGGAUGUCUAUAGCUUCGGUGUCAUGGUGCUGGAGAUUGUGACAGGUCGAAAGAACUCAAGUUCCCACAAUCCAGUUAAUCUUCAAAGCCACACAUGGCGACAUUGGGCCAACGGAGCGGCUUUAGAGCUCCUAGAUCCUGCCCUAGGUGGUCAGUUCCCAAGGUACGAAGUCCUGAAGUGCAUCCAGAUUGGCUUGAUGUGCGUUCAAGAUGGUCCUGCUGAUAGACCUUCGAUGUCUGAGGUAAUCAUGAUGCUUAGCAGUUAUACAAUCUCUUCUCCAGCGCCUGCAAGACCAGCCUUUUAUGUCCCCAUGGAGAAACAGGAACCAGGCUCUGCCAAGGGAAAUUCCAAUGCAUCUGCAAGUGAUCAGCUCAAAACUUCAUCCGUGCAAGGAUCUGUAAAUGAGGUUACAAUUAGUGAAUUGUGUCCACGCUAGGAAUCAAAGAAGUAGAGCCAUAAUGCCAAAUUUAUGUUAGAUUCUCCUU